AUGAUCAGCAUCGACAUGCGUUGGAGAUGUGUUGUGCUUGUCCAAGUAUACGGCAUUGACGUUGACAUCGUUCGCGUCCUACGCGGGCUGUCACGGCGUAGCGCAACCAGAUUCAACACGAUGUUUACAUCUACUGGUAAUGUGACCCAGUUGAAGACGCGUUCGACAGGGUCGACAGGGUCACGCUGGCCGGCGGAGGUCAAUGCCUGGGUGAACGAGUACGCAACAGUUCACCCUUGUUUCUACAUCGAAGAGCUUGAAGACGCUCUGCGACACCAAUUCCCGACGCUCAAGAAUGUAUCUGCGGCAACGAUAUGUAGAGCACUCAUGCAUGACUUAGGUUUGACGCGAAAAGUCUUAGAACGACGAGCGCGUGAAUCUGCAGAUUUCGAGUUGCGUGAUUACUAUCGGCGACUGAGCCCGUACUACUCGUACCCCGACCAGCUCGUGUUUGUCGGCGAGACUUCCAAGGACGGACGCGAUUCGAUUCGCAAGUACGCUUGGUCGAAGCGCAACAAAAAGGCAAUUGUAAAGUUGCCAUUUUCUCGUGACCAGCGGGUGUCAGCGCUUGCGGCAUUUACGACGUCCGGAUUUUUAGCGUGGGAUUAUGUGGACGGAACAUUUGAUCGUGCUACGUUUCAUGACGUCAUGGUCAAAAAUAUUCUGCCGUACUUGAACCCGUGGCCGCUGCCGCGUUCAAUUUUGGUUUUGGACAACGCAAAAAUCCACAUGUACAAGGAGCUCCAAGAUGCAGUUCAUAGUCGUGGAGCAUUGCUAUUUUUUCUGCCACCAUAUUCUCCGCAGCUAAAUCCUGUUGAGGUGGGAUUUAGUUUGCUGAAGCGCUGGAUUGACAAGUAUCUCAUGGCAUUUCGAUUCAAUAUCCGUGCUGUACUAGAGUGGCGUUUGUAG
Aphanomyces astaci is the source of this 909-nucleotide messenger RNA. RefSeq lists its product as hypothetical. The record is from RefSeq and is a predicted model, not a curated record. The transcript is spliced from 3 exons. Lineage: Eukaryota; Oomycota; Saprolegniomycetes; Saprolegniales; Verrucalvaceae. Gene Ontology annotation, molecular function: nucleic acid binding. Bases 1 to 909 code for a protein of 302 amino acids.